ACGCAGUGGCCCGGCACCCGGAAAUAGAAAAAAAAAAAAAAAAACAUCGGAUGACGCCUAAGCGGACUGCAUAUCAUUUAGCCGCACAUGAGUAACGAUACAUGGUCGCGGCGAAGCGUCGUCGACGCGUCAUAAGCGGAGGCAGGAAGAAAAGGGAAUUUAAAAAAAAAAAAGGUCUCCUUUUUCCGUGUUAUGUUUGACCGGCUCACGGCGCCACCUUUGCCCGAGCACCGGAGUCGGACCCCGCCGUCCAGCCCUUGUCACUUGCCCGCUAUGGACGUGCUCCUCUGGAUGCCCCCGCUGCUGCUGCUGCUGGUGCCGCUGCUGCUGUGGACCAGCAGCACCUUCGUCUUCUAUUUCAAAAAGUGCUUUUACGUGGCCUGGAUGAUGGUACUGGCCCUGGUCGCCAUCCCGCUGUGCAUACUGAAAAGCGGGGGCCGGGACGUGGAGAACAUGAGGAUUAUCCGCUCCAUCGUUCGUCAUGUCAAGUAUUUCCUUGGCCUUCGGUUCGAAGUCAGCGGCUGGGAGCACCUGCAGACCAAGGGCCCCUACGUCAUCAUCUCCAACCACCAGAGCUCCCUCGAUGUUUUGGGCCUGAUGGAGAUCUUGCCUGACCGCUGCACCAUGAUCGCCAAGAAGGAGCUGAUCUACGCCGGCACGGUGGGCCUCAUCUGCUGGCUGGGCGGCAUUGUCUUCAUCAACCGCAAGAAGACGAGCGACGCCAAGAGCGUCAUGGCCGACGCCGCCCAGACCAUGUUGGACGAGCAGAUCCGUCUGUGGGUGUUCCCUGAGGGAACGCGGAACCAGAGAGGGGACUUGCUACCCUUCAAAAAAGGCGCGUUCCACUUGGCAGUUCAAGCACAAGUGCCCAUCAUUCCCGUGGUCUUCUCCUCCUACCGCAGCUUUUACCUACGGAAAGAAAAACAGUUCAAAUCGGGGACCAUCAGAUUGAAGAUCCUCCCAAAGAUCGAGACAAAAGGGAUGGCGUCCGAGGACGUGGCGUCCCUCGCCGACAAAUCCUUCGACGUGAUGCGCUCGGCCUUCUUGGACGCCGCCAAAACCCACAGCAACGGCCCCGUGAGGCACUGAGUGGCCAUCGUACUCUGACCCCCCCCCCCCCCCCCCCCCCCCCCAUCGCCCAGGUUGUCCUAAAACCUGGCCAGGACACGACGUGACUGCAGUUGGCCCCUCCCUUCCAGCACAGUCCUGACCCUCGCCAUGUUUGCGAGCGGAAUGACGGACAGUGCGGCUUUUUCUGUGCAUGUAUUCUUUUUCACGCCGCUUUGGAACACCCCCCCCCCCUUUUUUUUUUAUUGUUUUUUUUCUCAUGUUGCCUUUUGUUGAGGUUAUCUUUGGACACAGUCCACCUCCUUCCUUCCUCUCUGCGUUCCACCUUAAAGACAAAAGCAGGCGGGGUUUUCACAAGUGGUGGAGGUCAGAGUUUAACGUUCCUUAUAGUUCCCUCGCGAUGAGCUCAUCUCCACGUCCGUUUGCUUAUUCAACCACAGGAAGUCCUUAUGAGGGCGUUUAUUUAACGACUGUUAAAUGAAUGCCAUCUCGUCGCAUCACUUAUUCUCUCUUUGACGCCUUUCUAAGCGCUCGCAGGGACCUCUAGUGGCCAGAAAGUGUGCGUCCAAACUGGAAAGUAAAAGUAUGCAUGGACCAUUUUGGUAUUUUUUUCAUUUUGUUUAAAAAAAAAAGACAAAAAAAGGCUUAAAACAGACAUUAUAUAUAUUUCAAAAUAAAGUCAGUGUCCGCUUUGUGUUCUAGGUGACAGUGUGUUAUCAGUUAUUACAGGGGUGUCCACAGUGCAGCCCUAGUUUUGUUGGCCUGCAGCAAAUUGUCGAGAAAAAAAUAUAUAUAAAUGUAAGAAAAAAGAUAGGAAAUAUUUUACAUUUUGAUAGUAAUAAUAAUACAGUGCAUCCGGAAAGUAUUCACUUUAUCCGCAUUUUGUUAUGUCACAGCCUUAUCCCAAAAUGGAAUAGAUUUCAUGUUUGUCCUAAAAAUUCUACAAACAGUACCCCAUAGUGACAUUGUGAAUUUUUUAAUUUUUUUAUUUUGCAAAUGUAUUAAAAAAAUGAAAAAUAUUAAAAAAGUCACAUGAACAUAAGUAUUCACAACAUUUGCUCAAUGAUUUUUUUUUUUUAUUUAAAUUUGCAAAAUUAAAAAAAAACGUUUUCACGUUGUCAUUAUGGGGUAUUGUAUGUAGAAUGUUGAGGACUUAUUAUUUUUUCUUACAUUUUCACUUAUUUCUUGUUUCUAACAAUAUGUUGCGGGCCAACUCUGGACACCCCUGGUGGAGCGGGACAAAACUGCUGCACCAAAACAUUAAGGGAAUCACCUUAAAAGUGCGUUUUGCUGAUUGGCAACGUGAAAAUCUGCUAUUUUUCUCAUGAAUUCAACAUAGAAGUGUUAGCAGCGUAGGAUAGUGUUGAUUAUUUAUGAGAGAUUUCGGCCUUAAGUCUGUUUGGUUGUCACACUAUGAGAUUCCUUGUAUCCUCACAGCCUGUAAAAGCCGCCUUUUUUUUCUCUCCAUCUCUUUUGUGUCCUUGUUGAAGCAGUAACGGAGGCGGGGCGGCAUCCGUGCGUACGGGAAUGCCGGAAAGAGUGUCGAAGCUUUAAAAAAAACAAAAACAAAAAAAAAACACCCGUCCCGCCCUGUUGUGUUGAAAGCAACUGUCUGUGUCCGACAAUGUUUGAUACGUCACGCCAGAAUGUCGUCUGAUCAUCCCAAUCGCGGGAUUGCCGCUGUGUCAAAUCUCUUGUUUACCGCCGCCAUCUUUACAGGUUUCACUCUUUCGCCUUGUUUCGCCGCUUUUUUGAGAAUGUACCUGUGAGCAUUCGGGAUCUAAUGCAUCUUAAUUGUUUCUUUGUUUGUUCCCCUCCCUGGUUAGAGCUUUCAAAGUGGCGUCCAAUCUGGGAAUUGAUGACAUAUUGUGGACCGAUUGUGAGGAGAUUUGAGGAGUGGCGCUAACCCCAACUCACUUAGCUUUACACACCGUAAGGCCCGUUUGAAUAUCUACGCCUAAUAUAACUAAUCCAUCUUUUUGCUUCUUUUUCUUGCAUUCAAAGUAUUUAUCGCUAGUAUUAUUUUGCAGCAAGUGGUUUGAAUGUUGAACCAAAUUGGUUUCCUCCAAAAACAAUAGCUUUUUUUUUUCUAAAUACAAAUUAAUUGUACGUUCCGUUUCUGUUUGAUCUCAUUUGUGACAUGUAAUUAUUUGUGCGUUUAAUGUACAGCACAAGUGGUUUGAGAGACUCCACCACUGGGAGUCAAAUUUAUGCUAAUGAACAUCUUGUGGAAUGGUUAAAAUAUUUCAAUUUGUGUAUUUUUUUUUGUGACGAGGGUUUUUCCCCCCUCCCAGCACAUAAGAAAAAUUAUCAAUACAGCAAUUUGGACGCUCAAAAUGAAUUUAAAAAAGAAGGACGAUAGAACUGAAGUGAAAUAUUGCACUUUUCAUGCUGAAUUUUGUCAGGAAACAUAAACAAAAUGUCUUCAUGUUCACCAAAGCUAUUAAAGUGUAAUUGUCGGUAGCUUUAGAUGGAAUAUAUCCUAAGUGUGUAUGUGCCAUAUUAAUAAUCUGGCUUAUAUUGACCAUGUAGUGUUCUUGAUUUCACCUCUUCUGAGUAAAUGUGAAUGCCUUGCAAGUGCAACAGAUGAAAUAAAUGUAUUUCUUUUUUUUCUUA
This is a messenger RNA of Entelurus aequoreus (snake pipefish), 3684 nucleotides long. It is a transcript of the gene agpat2, whose product is annotated as 1-acylglycerol-3-phosphate O-acyltransferase 2 (lysophosphatidic acid acyltransferase, beta). The transcript is spliced from 6 exons. Gene Ontology annotation, molecular function: 1-acylglycerol-3-phosphate O-acyltransferase activity. Gene Ontology annotation, biological process: phosphatidic acid biosynthetic process. Bases 193 to 1089 code for a protein of 298 amino acids. The record is from RefSeq and is a predicted model, not a curated record. NCBI's taxonomy places the organism in Eukaryota, Metazoa, Chordata, Actinopteri, Syngnathiformes, Syngnathidae. Gene Ontology annotation, cellular component: membrane; endoplasmic reticulum.